AUGUCUCUUACCGAACUCCCAAUCCCUCGAAGCGCCGACUUGAAAUAUAAGUCUCUCAAGUGCUUAGGCAAUGGCAAAGAUGGCCAUGUAGUUCUUGCUGUUCCACGUUCUGGUGACCAAGAUUUAAGCUCGUGCGUAGCUCUGAAGAUUCUGAAGGGCGACAGCAUUACUUCCGUUGCUAGAAAGAUGCUCGAGAAGCUGAAAGGCAUGGACCGUGAUGAAGACCACCUCAUAGCUACCGUACGCGACCAACAAGAAACCAUACGCGAUCAACAAAUAAUUGAGCACCCUGAAUGGCACUGCAUGAGCUAUAUUCCAGGUUGUAAAAUUGAACAGCUGCUGGACGCAGUGUAUGGUGACGACGGAAUGCCACCUACCGUUGUCUUUCAUAUUCUUGCAGAGCUCAUCCGCGUUCAGCGCCAUCUGAAGAAGAACGGGCUAAAUCACGCCGAUCUUGCUGCGGGCGGUAAUGUCAUGCUUGGAAACAACGGUAACGAUCCAUGGCCCUCUGUGACACUAGUCGACUUUGGUGGUAUCAGCGAUUACAACCAGAACAAGCAGAUACAACAUGUUUUUCAGUUGAUUGCGAAGAUGACACGACAUCAUAGAGCCAUUCCGGAAUGUUGGAAAUUACCCAGUUUCCAAGACGAAGAUCUCGAGACCGCAGAGAAGGUUAUCACAACAUGUGAUCGGCAAAAGCUGUCGCCCGACGAAGAGCAGUCGCGAGCGUUGUGGGAUCUCUGGAGCGUGGAUGUAAUACGCUUGGAGCAUAACUUCAGAGAUGAGGCAGCCCUGGCGGAUCUAAGAAAUGCACUCGAAAGUUCGAAGAUUACAGAGCAGGAUGUGGCAAGAAUGGCGACAAUACUGGAAGUGAAGAUGGAAGUGUGGAGAUUCGAUGCGGCUUGUGUGGACGAACAGGUAGAUGAAGAACAAAUUGGCUGA
This is a messenger RNA of Alternaria rosae, 942 nucleotides long. RefSeq lists its product as uncharacterized. Bases 1 to 942 code for a protein of 313 amino acids. The transcript has a single exon. Lineage: Eukaryota; Fungi; Ascomycota; Dothideomycetes; Pleosporales; Pleosporaceae. Gene Ontology annotation, molecular function: ATP binding; protein kinase activity. The record is from RefSeq and is a predicted model, not a curated record. Gene Ontology annotation, biological process: protein phosphorylation.